Messenger RNA from Tarenaya hassleriana, 2476 nucleotides. Its product is annotated as pentatricopeptide repeat-containing protein At3g24000, mitochondrial. The transcript has 2 exons. Bases 329 to 2272 code for a protein of 647 amino acids. Gene Ontology annotation, molecular function: protein binding; zinc ion binding; RNA binding. The record is from RefSeq and is a predicted model, not a curated record. NCBI's taxonomy places the organism in Eukaryota, Viridiplantae, Streptophyta, Magnoliopsida, Brassicales, Cleomaceae. Gene Ontology annotation, biological process: RNA modification.
UAGAUUGAGUGCAGAGGAAGAAAUGCAUAAGAGACACGACCAGUAUAAGAAUGAAAGCCAUCAUCUUUGAAGCCCGUUUACCCAAUCCGACCAAGACAUCAGCUUGAGCAUCUCGAGAACUUAGAUCAACGCCAAAGGGACGAUCUUGGGAUAUAGAGGAAGAAACCCGUGAAGGAUAAGCAACGCAAGUUUGUUAUAAAAUCCCAAAAUCAGAGACCCAGAACCGAAUUCGCCAUUGUUGACGGUGAAGGAAGGUUAUUGGUGCAGUUGAUACUUUCUAAGACGUGUUCGAGAGAAAAAAAUUCUCUGUCCGAACAGGGAGGGGAACAUGUCGUCGACAACAACAUCUGUAUUUCUAAAAUCCUCACGUUUGAAAUUCUCUCGCCUUCUCUCUCGGCCUCUGUCCUCCUCUGCUUGCGAAGCCAGAGAUGAUGAGUUUGCAUCUCUCGUGAUUCAAUCCAAGGAUCUUCUCCGCCGAAGCCAACAAACAUCGGCGAAGAACAGCACCGGGCUUCAUGUUCUGGACAUCCUCGGCGACCGUGUCGACAGAAGUCUAUACCACUUGUUGCUCAAGAAAUGCACCGAUUCUAAGAGAAUCUCAGAGGGGAGAAUCGUCCAUGCCCAUAUCCUCAUCUCCGUGUACCGUGACGACCUCAUUAUGCACAACACGAUCCUCAACAUGUAUGCCAAAUGCAGUAGCUUGGAUGAAGCACGCAAAGUGUUCGACCAAAUGCUCGAAAGAGAUUCUGUCUCUUGGACCACGUUGAUCUCCGGUUACUCUCAGCAUGAACAACCCCAAGACGCCCUCCUCCUCUUUUCCCGGAUGUUGAAACUCGGUUUCCGUCCUAAUGAGUUUACUUUGUCCAGCACUGUCAAGGCAGCUGCGGCUGAGGCUGGCUACUCGUGUGGUCGCCAACUCCAUGGCUUCUGCCUCAAGAGCAGCUUUGAUUCGAAUGUUUAUGUGGGUAGCUCUCUUCUUGACAUGUACACACGCUAUGGACUCAUGGAUGAUGCUCGAUUGAUCUUCGAUACCUUAGAGAGCAGGAAUGAAGUUUCUUGGAAUGCUUUGAUAGCCGGGCAUGCUAGGAAAUCUGGGACGGAAAAGGCUCUUGAACUUUUCCGAGGGAUGCUGAGAGAAGGUUUCAAGCCAUCCCAUUUCUCUUACUCUAGCCUCUUCGGUGCUUGUUCUGGUACGGGUUUCUUGGAGCAAGGUAAAUGGGUGCAUGCUUAUAUGAUCAAAUCCGGCGAAAAGCUCAUAGCUUUCGCCGGAAAUACUCUUCUCGACAUGUAUGCGAAAUCGGGAAGUAUCCAUGAUGCAAGAAAAAUAUUCGACAGGCUAGCUAAAAGGGAUGUGGUGUCUUGGAAUUCGUUGCUAACUGCUUAUGCCCAACACGGGUUCGGGAAAGAAGCUCUCCGCUUGUUUGAGGAUAUGAAGAGGGUUGGAAUUCCUCCCAAUGGUAUCACAUUUCUAGCUGUGCUUAUGGCUUGCAGCCAUUCUGGUCUUCUAGAUGAAGGAUGGUAUUACUUUGAAUCGAUGAAGAAACACGGGUUAAGACCCGAGGUCUGGCAUUAUGUUACAAUUGUAGAUCUUCUUGGCCGAGCCGGUUUUCUUGAUAGGGCGAUGGAGUUUAUCAGGGAAAUGCCAUUAGAACCCGCUGCAGCGAUCUGGAAAUCCCUGCUUAAUGCUUGUAGGAUGCAUAAGAACUCGGAGUUGGGCGCUUAUGCCGCCGAGCGUGUGUUUGAGCUUGACCCCGAUGAUCCCGGUCCCCAUGUCAUACUAUACAACAUCUAUGCCUCGGCUGGUAGAUGGAAUGACGCUGCCCGGGUGAGAAAGAAGAUGAGAGAAAGCGGGGUUAAGAAGGAACCAGCUUGUAGUUGGGUAGAGAUUGAGAAUUCGAUCCACAUGUUUAUUGCGAACGACACGGCUCACCCACAAAGGGAAGAGAUCCGUCGAAAAUGGGAAGAGGUUUAUGCAAAGAUCAAGGAGUUAGGGUACGAACCCGACACUAGCCAGGUGGUUGUCCAUGUGGAUCAACAGGAGAGGGAAGCAAAUUUGCAAUGCCACAGCGAGAAAAUCGCAUUGGCGUUUGCCCUUCUGAACACGGCUCCCGGAUCAACCAUCGUGAUCAAGAAGAACAUCCGGGUUUGUGGGGAUUGCCAUUCAGCAAUCAAGUUGGCAUCAAUGGCGGUCGGGAGGGAGAUCAUAGUGAGAGAUACAAACAGAUAUCACCAUUUCAAGGACGGCACAUGUUCUUGCGGAGAUUACUGGUAGUUACAGUAAUAGAAGGAGAAUCAGUGGCUUUCUGCUCUACAAAAUCCUCAAAUGGUGAAAAACCAUAUCAGUUAGUUCUGAAAUCAGAGCUUUACAUGUCACGUGAAGCCCUAAAUUUCUGGAGCUUCACUGCAUCCCACAAGGUGCGUGGCAGUUUCGGUAUUUGGAUCAGGAAUGGUUCGGUUUGAUUCUUUCGGUUUUAUA